Molecule: messenger RNA, 2098 nt
Organism: Triticum dicoccoides
Lineage: Eukaryota; Viridiplantae; Streptophyta; Magnoliopsida; Poales; Poaceae
Product: cytokinin dehydrogenase 8-like
Exons: 5
Coding region: 193-1764 (523 amino acids)
Biological process (GO): cytokinin metabolic process
Molecular function (GO): cytokinin dehydrogenase activity; FAD binding
Source: RefSeq, a predicted model, not a curated record
UCCCUCCCAUCGAUCCACAGUUCUUGUGGGAACCCAAGGAUCCAUCCAGACAGAGACGUCCCGACCGAGGCAGCAAUCACUAAACAGCUCGCGCGAGCGACGACGCCUUCAGCUACCUGCCUGCUACUUCCAUCGGCCUCGUCCAGCAAGGAGCGCCAUUAGGUCCUGUAACUUGUCCAAGCGCGAGAAACCAUGGACCUCAGGGCGCUGUACAUGUACGCCGCCGUCCUAGCCCUGCUCCUCUGCUCCGCGGCGACCUUCAUCCAGAGCCCCACCGACGUGUUCGGCCCGGUGGCGCUCCUCGAGCCGACCCCGUCCUCGGCGCGCGACUUCGGCGCCGUCGUCUCCGACGCGCCCUUCGCGAUCCUUCGGCCGGGGUCCUCCGCCGACAUCGCGCUCCUCCUGGGCGCGCUGUCGUCCGCACCGCCGCGCCCGAGAGCGACCGUGGCUGCGCGCGGCGUGGGGCACUCGCUCCAGGGCCAGGCGCAGGCGCGCGACGGCAUUGUGGUGGAGACGCGUUCCCUGCCACGCAGCGUGGCGGUGGUCGUGGCGGCGCGGGCGGGCGGCGAGGCCACCGCGCGCGCGUACGCGGACGUGGGCGCCGGCGCUCUGUGGGUGGAGGUACUGGAGGAGUGCCUGAAGGCCGGCCUGGCGCCGCUGUCCUGGACGGACUACUUGUACCUCACCGUGGGCGGGACGCUGUCCAAUGCCGGCAUCAGCGGCCAGGCGUUCAAGCAUGGCCCGCAGAUCAGCAACGUCCUGCAGCUCCAAGUCGUCACAGGGAAUGGGGAGGUCGUGACAUGCUCACGCACCAAGAGCCCGGAUCUCUUCUUCGCAGUUCUUGGUGGUCUUGGCCAGUUCGGCAUCAUCACCAGGGCAAGGAUUCUACUCCAAGAAGCUCCUCCAAAGGUGCGAUGGGUGAGGGCCCUCUACGACAGCUUCGAAACAUUCACGAAGGACCAAGAGCUUCUGAUCUCAAUGCCGGAGCAGGUGGACUACGUGGAGGGGUUCAUGGUUCUGGAUGAGCACUCCAUCCACAGCUCAUCCAUUGCCUUCCCCGCUCGCAUCGAUUUCAGCCCAGACUUCGGCUCCAAUGGCAAGAGGAAGGUCUACUACUGCAUAGAGUUUGCAGUGCAUGACUUCGGCUCCAGUGUCGACAAUGUUGUGGAGCUGGUGGCAGGGAAGAUGAGCCACAUGAGGCCCCACAUGUACAGUGUGGAGGUGUCCUACUUCGACUUCCUGAACAGGGUGAGGAUGGAGGAGGAGAGCCUGAGGAGCCAGGGGCUCUGGGACGUGCCUCACCCCUGGCUCAACAUGUUCGUGCCCAAGCAUGGCGUCGCUCAGCUCAAGGACCUGCUCAUGGACACCGUCUUGGCAGGAUACUUCCAGGGGGCCAUCCUUGUCUACCCUCUCCUCACUGACAAGUGGGACAGGAACACGUCGGCGGUCAUCCCGUCGGCGCCGGACGGGGUGAUGUACAUCUUCAGCGUGCUCGGGUCGGCCGACCCGUCGCGGUGCGGCCGCGGCUGCGUCGAGGAGAUCCUGGAGCAGCACCGCCGGGUGGCCGACGAGGCGUGCCGGGUCGGCGGCGGCAUCGGCGCCAAGCAGUACCUUGCCCGGCAGCCCACGCAGGCGCAUUGGCGCAGCCAUUUCGGGCCCAGCUGGGACCGCUUCCUGGCCCGCAAGGCCCGGUACGACCCAGUGCGUGUGCUUGGGCCGGGCCAAGGCAUUUUUCCUUGGACGGAUUCCGCGAGCUCCAUGUGAUAGCUUGCACAACAUUAGGGCUCGUAGAUGUUAGUAGCUGAAACGAAAUUUUUCAGGAUGAUUAAUCGGUAGGUGUCUUCUUUUUAGGGAAAUUGAUAGUAGGUGUCUUUAGGGAAAGAGUUCGUUCUUUCUUUUUUUGUUGGGUUAAAUUUGUGAUGUGUUUAGCUUAGCUGGUAAGUUGGGACUCUCAGAUUAUUUGGCAAGAGCAGAGUAUCUCGUCUCACUCUAUCGUAUCAUUAUGCUCUGAGCUGGUCGUUAGUCAAGGCCCACGGAGAAUGGGACAUUUGUCUGAUUUGACAUGUCAUCACUGAAUAAAAUCUCCCUUUGAAAGUUA